AUAAGAAGAGGUUAAGUGGCCAUGAGCAUAGAGCUGGUGGUAAAAGACAGCACACAGUCGUCUGUCUCUCAAUCACUUGUCUGUCUUUAUCCCUACCCCACAACACCGCUGACACAUUUAUAUCUCCGACUCUUCACUCUCCCUCUGUGGUCGCACACCUGAGUUGCAGCAGAUUGAGUUUCACUGUCCUCCUGCCUCGUCUUCACACACUCCCUUCCUUCCAGCCAAUCGGUCUUUCUCUCUUUCCCUCAGUCUCAUCUCUCUCGCCUCCCUCUCUCUCUGUAGCCUAUUUUGUGAACCAGAAAGAGGGGGCUGAUUAGGUUUCUCUCCUCCACAGACCGGCUUAUGUGUGCCUGUCUCCCUCCCCGUGGCCUAGACUCUGGCAGGGUCAGGUUGCUCUGAGCCAGCACCAUUCAGUCCAGGUCACAGAAGACAAAAUGUCUCAAACCUACCUGGUAGUUAAUGGCUCUUCCUGACAAUAUUUCAUGUUUAUCUUAUACUACUCUGUGUGUGGGCAGUGUUUACCUCUUUUCAUGUUGGAGUCAGGCCAGCUAAGCUACAGGUGUGCUCAGAGACUGUCUGGUCUAUUCAUAAUGGGUUACAACCUGUGCCCACAUGAGCUCCAUUGCAGCACCUGACCAUACAAUCCGGGCUGUGGAAGCCCCAUUGAGUGUAAUUAUCUGUAAUUUCCUCCUUUGUGUGCAGCCUGCCUGUAUUUGAUGUCUGUUGCAGUGAUUCCUUCUCUUAUUAUUUAUCAAACGCCUGUUUUGUUUUCAUGUGUUUUUUUCCCCAAGACUGCCUGUCAUCAUUGGGUUAACCCCCUGACCUCUGCCUUUAUCAAACAACAUGCAUAUUCAUGAGGUCCACAAAUUUAAUAGGCUUAAAUCAGAGGCCGUCCAACUACCCCACAUGUCUCUCUGUCUUCUGAAUGAAAUGAAUGACACCUCAGUGUGCAUCCAGUCUGCACUUGUACCAUCAAUCAAUCUGACCUUCUUUUCUGCCUUAUAUAAAUGCUCUUGCGCAUCACAACCAGAGAAAAACACUGAAGGCGGCCUUUUCUCAGUUUCCUUCCUAGAUUUAUCUUUGCUGACAGACGCAAUUAAUAUUUUAGAGGGAGGAUAUUGUAAUCCCAACAGAGACAUGAGCAUUACAAGAGGAAGAGUGAGGUGCCAACAAAAUCUGGUGUCCUCCCUUUUUUUUUUUUUUUUUUUUUGGAGCUAAAACAUGAAGAUGCUUCACGUGUUGCAGGACCACAAAGUUGUAAAAAAAAAAAAAAAAAAAACCCUUGCUAUUUCAGUGAUCCUACAGGUUUAGUAGGUCUCCCGCCAUUCAAGCUCUUCUGCCGUGCACAUUUCAUUUCCGACCCCUGCUUAGUUUUCCUGAAACUGGACGCCGGGUGCUAAUUAAUAAAACAUCCAUUGUGUGCUGCUGGCUGAUCACCGGAGCCCUUUCAGCUGUAUAAGUGGUGAAAGGCGACAUAAUCUCCCCAGAACAAGAUCUGGACUGAGAUUGAGGCACACACAGUUGAGAAAGGCAGACAGUAAGGAAGACCACAAACCCCCUUUGGGGAGCAGCAUGUUCAAGCCCCAGCAGCACGGAGAGCUUCUCCUGCGCGAUUCCCCGCCGGUGUUUGGGAAGCCGUGGUACUGGCAGCGCAGCAGCAGCACCAUGGAGAGCACCCGCAGCCUGGCGCAGGUCAUCAUGGAGAUGCGCGAUGAAAUCAAGAAGCUGGAGGCGGAGAACCGAGAGCUGCGGGGAGACUACGGCCAGCGGUCAUUUGGGGCCGUGCCAGGAGAAGGCAGCCCGGCGUCUUCGGCGGCAGAGCAGCGGGCGGGGAUUGAGGAAAACCCUUAUGUGAACCUGAGGCGCAAUGCGUCUGCGCCAGUCCUGGAGGGACAAUACAAAGAGAACGCUGUCAUGACUGUCCGAAGGUACUCUAUAAGCUCCAACCUGUCUGGGGUGACCAUGAGAGAGGGAAGGACUGGCAGAGCACAGCAGAGCGACACUGGAUGGGGUAGACUACAAGAGGAAAUCCAGCAUGGGAGCGGCAUGUUCGAAAACUCAGCCAGAGCAGAUGUGGGGAAAGUUACCAACAGGCACUCUCUGCAGGAAUAUGUACACAAAAACAGGACCAAGGUAAAAACUGUCACAUUCCUUCUACCUGUGGAUGACAUUUACACCAACCGGCCGGUUCUGACUAAGCACCAGGAGGAGCCUAAAAUCACCGAGUUGGCUUCCAUAACUGAGACAGAUUCUUGAGAAGCAGAACUUUGUUUUAAAGACUUUGGCUGCGGCCAUGAGACAAAAUGCACACAUGAACUAAGCCUCUGUGGCCUCAGAACAGGUUAGCCUCUUCAUUUAGGUCAGUGUAGACUGGGCUCUUACUGAGUGAGCCAGCAGACCGAUUUUAUCACACCUGACCACACAAACAGAGGCCUCUGGUUACAGGUGUUGUUUUCAUCUGGCCAUGGCAAUCCAGGCCCGGUCAACAGUGAUGAGACACAGGGCCCUCUGCAGUGGGGAUCAGAUGUCUGGAUUCCUCUCCCAACCGUGGGGUGUCGUUUCUGGAGUGAGACGCUCACCUGUAGGUAACAGCUCUUUUAAGGACAGCUGUGGUCACUGACUCAGGCCUUGUGAGCAACAACACACCUAUUAUUUAUUCAUCUUUGUUUCUUUUCACAAUGUAAACUUAUUUGAAUUGUGAAGGGGCCGUGUGUGUCUAAACAUCCUGACAGUGUUCCUAAAGAGUGUAUUUUUUUAGUCCAUAUUACAAAGUGUAAUGUCUGCUUUCGUGUUUGGAAGGCUCCUUGUGAAUAUACCAGUGUUUGACAUACUAAUAUGACAAUUAAAGUAAGGCACGUUUAAAUGUCACUGUAAGCUGUUACCUGUGAUAUACGCAGUGUUAUGAAUUGUUUUGACAGAUGUUAAGAAGCUCAACUAUUGUUACAAUUAUACUUAAAUUUCUUAUAUCUCAAUCAUUAUUGUGAGUCAGUUUAAAAUAGUACAGUAAUGUCACAUUUAUGUAUUUAUAAGGCUGGAUACACAGCUGCAUUUUGUUUUUUGAAAAUUCAACUGAGGUAAAGUGGUUCACACUAGUGAAAAGUAGCCGUGAAGUUGCUAUAUUAAUGUUUUGGCAUUAGUUCAAAUAGAGGCACCUGCACACUGAGAAAGACGUUAGCCAAAACGUUACUUUUCUGCAUUACAAAUUAAUGAUACAGCAAAUGAACUAAAUAAGAUUGAGUGUGUUUAUUCUUCACCAUAUUGUAUGAAAACAAUUGAUCUGAUCUGAAAUGAUCUGAAUAUUUGUACCUUCUGUAAUCACAAGAUGUAUUGUCAAUCACUGAUAGGGCAAAUGCAUUUAUUAUUCAGUAUGACAGACAGAUACAUGAGCAACAAGCAAAGCAUACACUACAUCCAAAGUAUCACAAUCAACGGAAACAUCAACAAUGCAGAGAAUCUAGCAAUCUGAUGUAGUACACGGUGAGAAUGAAAAAAAGCUGUUUUGUUCAGCACUGGCACAUGUUGAUAAAUCAUUUAUAGUCUGCCAUACAGCAAGUAAUUACCAGCUCACAGGACCACACAAAACCUGGUUAGGGUGUGUUUGCUUUGAUUGUUGGUUUCC
Molecule: messenger RNA, 3622 nt
Organism: Dicentrarchus labrax (European seabass)
Lineage: Eukaryota; Metazoa; Chordata; Actinopteri; Moronidae
Exons: 3
Coding region: 1576-2259 (227 amino acids)
Source: RefSeq, a predicted model, not a curated record